Molecule: messenger RNA, 1149 nt
Organism: Phalaenopsis equestris
Lineage: Eukaryota; Viridiplantae; Streptophyta; Magnoliopsida; Asparagales; Orchidaceae
Product: RNA demethylase ALKBH5-like
Exons: 3
Coding region: 1-1149 (382 amino acids)
Biological process (GO): mRNA catabolic process
Molecular function (GO): demethylase activity; mRNA binding
Source: RefSeq, a predicted model, not a curated record
AUGUUCCAGAAGGUUCGAAAACAACGUUUUGAACAUCGUGAAAAGAUACAGGGAAAGUAUAUCAACAUUCUUGAAGGACUUGAAUUACAUACCGGCGUGUUUUCUGAAAGUGAACAAAGGAGGAUAGUUGACUAUGUCUUCCAUCUCAGAGAUCUGGGUCGAGCAGGUCGCUUAAGGAAGAGGACUUAUUCUGAGCCUCAGAAAUGGAUGAGAGGAAAAGGACGGAUCAUCAUUCAGUGUGGUUGUUGUUAUAACUUCGCAUAUGAUAAUGAAGGAAAUCCCUCGAUGAUUAUAAGACACGACGAGGUGGAUCCGAUACCACCAAUUAUAAAGAGGAUGAUCCAGAAAAUGGUAUUAUGGCACGUAUUGUCUGCCAACUGCGUGCCUAAUAGCUGCAUAAUAAACAUUUACGAAAAGGAGGACUGCAUUCCGACACAUAUCGAUCAUCAUGAUUUUCUGAGGUCGUUCAGCACCGUCUCGUUCAUCAGUGAAUGCAACAUUUUGUUCGGCAGUGACUUACGAACAAUCGGGCCAGGAGAAUUUCGAGGCUCAGCUGAAAUUCCUUUACCCCUCGGGUCAGUCCUGGUACUUAAAGGGAAUGGGGCAGAUUUAGUUAGACACUGUAUCCCGGGAGUUCCGCGAAGAAGAGUUUCAAUAACCUUCAGAAAGAUGGAUGAUAGUAAGACGUCGUUUGGAUAUCGACCUGAUCCAGAUCUAGAGGGCUUACGACCUUUGGAGAAGCUCGCCCGUCUCCCACACCGAAGCCGCUCGAUCCCGUCUCCCGCACUGAAGUCGCUCGAUCCCGUCUCCCGCAUCGAAGCCAUCUCGCUCGAUCCCGCCUCUCGCUCAACGCCUUCGCCUUUUCCUCCCUCUCGUGUGCGACAGAGCAGCCGCUCGAUCGCUCGUCCGCUCCUACCCGCUCGACCACUCCUCCUUGAAGCACCCCUCCGCAACUCCCUCGCUGGUCUCUUUCUUCCUCGCGCUCUCGCUCGGGAUUCCUCGGCUUCUCUUCCUCGUUCGACUGAGGCUGCUCGUAUCCUCCUCCUCACACAGUUACAACUCCUUUCGAAGGAUUUCCUGUCAGUUUUCCCGUGGGAUGUUUUUCUUGGCUUUGGUGGGAUUCAGAUUCCUCCAGAUGGAUGGGAUUAA